AUGCUGAUUAAAGUAAAGACAUUGACAGGAAAAGAGAUUGAAUUGGACAUUGAUCCAAAUGACAAAGUUUCUCGUAUUAAAGAAAGAGUGGAAGAAAAGGAAGGGAUUCCUCCAUCCCAGCAGCGUUUGAUCUACGCAGGCAAACAAAUGGCUGAUGAUAAGUAUGCUGAAAGCUAUCAUUUAGAAGGUGGUAGCGUUUUGCACUUAGUUUUGGCACUUCGUGGAGGAUAUUAA
Schizosaccharomyces osmophilus is the source of this 234-nucleotide messenger RNA. It is a transcript of the gene ned8, whose product is annotated as ubiquitin-like protein modifier for cullin Ned8. The transcript has 4 exons. The record is from RefSeq and is a predicted model, not a curated record. Gene Ontology annotation, cellular component: cytoplasm; nucleus. Gene Ontology annotation, molecular function: ubiquitin protein ligase binding; protein tag activity. Gene Ontology annotation, biological process: regulation of proteolysis; protein neddylation; modification-dependent protein catabolic process. NCBI's taxonomy places the organism in Eukaryota, Fungi, Ascomycota, Schizosaccharomycetes, Schizosaccharomycetales, Schizosaccharomycetaceae. The coding region runs from base 1 to 234 and encodes 77 amino acids.